This is a messenger RNA of Lymnaea stagnalis (great pond snail), 8800 nucleotides long. NCBI's taxonomy places the organism in Eukaryota, Metazoa, Mollusca, Gastropoda, Lymnaeidae. The record is from the annotation of a GenBank genome assembly.
GUUUGAAACUGCAGGAAAAUGUGCACCGGCGUCGCUAGCGUCAGGGCCGCCCAUGGCUUUCCCAGGAUUUUGUUAAUAAAAAUUUCUUAAAAUUUGUCCGAAAAUGCCGCACCCCACUAAAAAGAAAAAAACCUUCGCCCCGAGUGGACCGCGCCGUCCGCAUCACCCUUCCUGCGCCAUUGACUACAACAUGGUGGCUGACAUCCGACAACCUCCUGCGUGGAGUAGCCUACCCGCCGCUGUUAUACGGAAAAUCUACCAGAACUUGACGGACGUGGACAGGGCAUCGAUGACUAGGGUAAUGGCGAUCAAGGGGGUCGGGAGGGUGGGGGGAGGGGGUGGAGGUCUAUUAGUGUAGUGGUCGGGGUGGGAGAUGUGAGCUAUUUGUGUGCUCGUUACAACGAAAGAAGCGAUGCGGUCCCCAUUGCUGGUACCGGCGGAGAGAUAGACGUGGCUAAAUGAGUGGAUGGGUUGAUAAACGACUUAGCAGGUGGAUGGAGGGAUGGAAGGGUGGGCGAGUGGAUCAAGUGUCGGUGGAUGAGUGGAUGCAAAAGAGAUUCCAUGUCUGAGUUAUUUGAUGGAUGGAAAAAUGUGUGAAUAUGUGGAUAAAUCUUUGUUUUGACUUGUGAGGAAGGAUAUUCCUUUCCUAAGUUAAGCCACCAGACACUGUAGAUAAGUUCCACCACUGAAGAUCAUUCUAGCAUGGCUACGUCUACGGGGCUACACGUGUAACGCUUAUUUUCCUUGAUCAGGUUUGUCAGUCUUGGCAUGAAGGCUUCUGUGACCCUGUCCUCUGGAGGUCAAGGGUUAUUGACUUCGGCGGAUGCAAAUACCACGAAAAAUUUAAACUUGAGGUUGUAAUGAAGGGUCAUCCAGGACAAGGACUUACAUUCACAACCGGUAUAGUAAUAUAUCAUAUACGUACUGGGCGCUAGAGUAGCAUAUCUUAUACAUACUGGGUCAACUAGAGUAACAUAUCUCCCAUACAAACUGGGUCAACUAGAGUAGCUAAUCUUACACAACUGGUUGCACUUGAGUAACAUAUCGUAUAUGUACUGGGUCAACUAGAUUAGCAUAUAUUAAACAUACAGGGUCAACUACAGUAACAUAUCUUGUACAUACUUGAUCAACUAGAAUAACGUAUCUCAGACAUAGGCGGUCAAAUAGAGCAACAUAUACAUAUUGGGUCAACUAGCAACACUGGCGCCCAUACUUUUACUUUGUGUUUACAGUAUUAAUUGGAAGAAAAUCCUUGUCUCUCGAAAACUUACUUUUUAAAAAUUUUAGUGCAACUUAACGAAAGCGGACUUUUUUUAAAGGACGAAACGUAUUUUAUACUUUAAAGUAUAAUAAAAAAAAGACUUUAAAGUAAAAAUUAAGUCUUUUUUAUUAUAACUUAUUUGUCAUCACUUAUCGUAAUGUCAUCAAGGGUAAGUAAGUUAUGGACUGGUCGUAUUGUCAUCAAGGGUAAGUAAGUUAUGGACUGGUCGUAUUGUCAUCAAGGGUAAGUAAGCUAUGGCCUGGUCGUAGUGUCAUUGUCAUCAAGGGUAAGUAAGUUAUGGACUGGUCGUAUUGUCACCAGCGGUAAGUAAGUUAAGGACUGGUCGUAUUGUCAUUGUCAACAGGGGUAAGUAAGUUAUGGACUGGUCGUACUGUCAUUGUCAACAGGGGUAAGUAAGUUAUGGACUGGUCGUAUUGUCAUUGUCAACAGGGGUAAGUAAGUUAUGGACUGGUCGUAUUGUCAUCAACGGUAAUUAAGUUAGGGACUGUUCGUAUUGUCAUCAAGGGUAACUAAGUUAUGGUCUGGUCGUAUUGUCAUCAACGGUAAGUAAGUUAGGGACUGGUCGUAUUGUCAUCAAGGGUACGUAAGUUAUGGUCUGGUCGUAUUGUAUUGGGGGGGGGGGGGGGGGGUGAGUGUAAAAAGUUUCCGUUCAAAUGGAGAUCAAUAACAGAAAGGGUGUCAACAUUGUGAGGCAAGGUUUGACCCGCACAUGUCAAUCGAGGCCCACUGAAGGUCUUUAAUCGAGGCCCACUGAAGGUCUUUAAUCGAGACCCACUGAAGGUCUUUGCUGAUCUACUGAUCUCGUAGGAUCGUAUUUCCACCGGGAUCGAGUACGGGACAGGUCAAAAACUGUGUUACGAUAUGUACACAGACAAACACAUAGAAACACAAACAGACAGACAAAGCCACAAAGAAGCAGACACAUUUUCAAGCUAUGUAAACGAAGAUAUAAUGUGGCUGCAAUAGCUGACAUGUGCAGAUGUUGAGACUGAAGAUCAUUCAUACGUUGCACACAGUUCUUUGGUAGCUGCAUGUUCUCGUCUAGCGUUACUUCUCUUCUAUACCCCCCAUACCUUAAUCCACGAUAUGUAUUUACCCCCCCCCACCCAAACGUGUCAUAGGCGUAUGAAGUUUGUUACAUAUUUACAAGUUUGAUUUUGUGUUCCUCAUCAGGACAGAAUGCAGUACUCUUCGCCCGACAAUUCUCACGGUGUCUGAAGAAUGUGGACAUCCUCUUCCACAAAAUGUCCCCUUAUUCCGCCCGGAGAAUUCUCAGGGACUUCCUGCCGUUCUCAUCCAGUCUAGGUGAUCACUCACGACUCACCUCGUUGUGCUUCUAUAACCUCAAACUCAAGAGGCUCAACGGGCCGAGGCGCAAAAAGUUUUUAAACGCAUUUUUAACGUUGACAAGAGGUCAGACUUUAAAGGUAAACCAAAAUUAUCUUAAAUCUGAUUUUUUUUUUUUUUAAACUUGCUGAUAAGACAGGGACACAUGGAAGCCCCUGGGGCAAGUGUUGAGCCUUAAAAGAAUCGGAAGCGGAUCUUUCAUUUAAGCACAUCCGGAAAGAGAUGGGAUAGUGGGGGACAACGUCCGGACAAGGGUGAUCGGUGUUAUGAAUUUUGCGGACAUCGACUGCUUAGCUUUAUUUGUUUCAUACUGCUUGAGGACCACUGCGUUUAUUCCUUGGUGACUAAUUUAUUUGGGGAAAUAUUUAUAAUCUCAACUCGUCUAUAUUAGAGAAAAAACAACCUUAAAGAGGUAGAUUACUGAACAUAUUUGGUUGCUAUUUAUAAACUCGUGUGAACAAGGCUAGGUUGUUGUUUUUUCUCACUUUUUCACUUCAUUCAAGUUAUUUAUAUUACGGGCCACCACAUAUUUUACGUACGCGAAAGAUAAUCAAAUUUAAGACCCCCCUUCCUUAACGCUAGAACCCACUUCUUGCAUGCGCACCUUUAAUCAGCUCUAAUCCACCUCCCACCCCUUGUGCGGGUCUCGGUGUGGGGGUCGUCAGCCCAUGCGCACAAGGGGGUGGGGAAGGCUGGAAAGUAUGUGCAUUUUAUGCGGAAUACCUUUAUGAUCAACCACAUAAGGCCUUUCACGUUUAGUAAAGGACUAUUUUUUUCUCGUUUUUUUUUUUUUAAAAUUCUGACUGAGCUCUAAUCUCAAUGUACAAUGGCUAUAUUUAAAAAAAAAAAAAUUAAAGCAUUAUAUUUUAUUAUAGUUUAUAAGUUAACUAAUGCUUUUCAUAUGUAAGUCUGCAUGUUUAAUUAAUUAUAAGGCAAUUUUUGUUUGAAAUAUUUUUUUUUAAUUAAAAUGUUCUGUUUUAGGCACACAUUGUAUCUGGUUCUCAAAAUUUCUGAACUUUUAACCCAUUUCUUUUCAUUUUCCCGAAAAUCUUCCUUUUUUUUUUUUUUUUCAAAAAAGAAAUUUGGCAUAGACGCCACAUACUUUGACCUCGAGAGUGGUCUACAAUUACUGCAAUGUCUUGCUGAGACCUCGGGAGCUACCAUUGAAAUUCUAUUUCUCAAGCGAUACUUUCACUACCCCAUCGAUCAGGAGCCGAGAGUGGUCACAGAAAUGCAGGUUGUGUUUCAACUCACUCUAAUUUUGCUAUUCACAUCGGCCCUUGGUUUAAUUGUAUCUCAUUCACAGACCACAAGAAGACACGUAUCUGAUUUCAUAACGGCUGUUUGAGAUACGUGGAUCUUAUUUCUGUCAUAGAGACAAACUAUUUUUAUCUUUAAAUGUGGUCGUUUUUUUAAUGUAUCGUUUGUCUUUGUGUGUGUGUGUGUGUGUUAUUUUCUUUGUGUUUUUUUUAAAUAAUAGAAAAAUUAUAAAUGUAGAUUUAAAAAAAAAAAUUCUUAUCAAGCCGGAUGCUUCUUAAAGUUUUAAGUGUAUUGACCUGGCAAAACGUUCCCUGCUUGUAGCACGGGCUGUUGGCCAUUAUAUUGAUAUUGUUAUGAUUUGUAUUCACCGUCUAAGUUCUUGAGUUCUUGAGUUCUUGAGUUCUUGAGUUCUUGAGUUCUUGAGUUCUUGUGUUCUUGAGUUCUUGAGUUCUUGUGUUCUUGAGUUCUUGAGUUCUUGAGUUCUUGAGUUCUUGAGUUCUUGAGUUCUUGAGUUCUUGAGUUCUUGAGUUCUUGAGUUCUUGAGUUCUUGAGUUCUUGAGUUCUUGAGUUCUUGUGACUAGUAAACGGAUUUUGUUUUUAACAAUUUCUUUUUUUUUUUUUGUUUUUACAUUCUUAGAAAUUCACAAGGCUUUUUCGUAUCCACGUUCAGUACUGCAUUCUGUCUGAAGUUUUCCUUCAUUAAGCUUUGGGUCAAAAGAUAUGUUCCACAAAGUAAGUUUUUUUUUUCCCUUUCUUAAAAAAAAAAAAAAGUUAUUAUUGAAUUUUUUUUGUAAAACUUAACCUUGUGUGUAUGAAGGUGUACUGUCGUUUAAUAUGUUUGGUUUCUAUAUAAAUGUGGACGAGCCCCCAAGAUUUUUGUGUUUUGAUGAUGGCGGUGUCAUAUGGACCGUGGUGUUGCUUUCUUAUUUAUCUAAGAUUUAGGAGAUUCCAAGUUAGUGCAUUUCUUAGAGAUGUCAUUUAAAAAAAAAUUUCAAUAAGAAGAUCCCGUGACAUUUAAAUGGUUUUACUUUUCCAGCAUAGAUGCGUGCCUAUUUCUUGGUGCAUGGUGGAUGCACCAACGCCCCUUUUUGUUUGUAUGAUGGCUAUACCAAAGCCCCUUUUGUUGUACGAUGGCUAUACCCAAGUCCUUUUGUUGUACGAUGACUGUACCAAAGUCCUUUUGUUGUACGGUGGUUGUACCAACGCCUUUUGUUGUAUGAUAGCUAUACCAACGCACUUUUUGCUGUACGAUGGUUAUACCAAAGCCCCUUUUGUUGUAUGAUGGCUAUACCAACGCUCUUUUUGUUGUACGACGGCUAUACCAAAGUCCUUUUGUUGUACGCUGGUUAUACCAACGCCCUUUUGCUGUAUGAAGUCUUUGCCGACGUAUUCAAGCGAAGUUAUUAUUUAAUCAACUUUAUUAUCAUUGUCGCAUUGUAACAUCGAUCACACCAAAAAUAUAAUUGUUCAAAUUUACACUUUACCAACACGACCAUUGUUACACUAUUUGACUCUGUCAGUCAUAUGCUGUGAGGCGUGGCGGGCUCUUGUGACCACACAUCCGAACCUGAUGGUUGAAAUCCACGCGCAGAAGCUUCAGAACACGAGCCAGAUGCUGCCCCUUCUGUCCCCUGUUCUGCCCGUGUGCACUUUAAAAUGGGAGUCCCGGGAUGCGCUCACAACGGAAGCGGACGUGAGUUUGCGCCCUUAAAUCUUUGGUGUGUUGGGUCAAGGGGGUGUCUGGUAGGCAUGCAGCCAUUUAAAUACCACUUGUACUUACAAGGGAAAACAAUUAUUUUUAGUAAUAAUUUCCAUUUUAUCACAACUUUAUUAUAAUGAGUUAUAGCGUAUUCAACGUUUAAAUUUUUUUUUAUUUUUGGAGUUAGGGGUAAGGGGCGGGGGGGUGGGGGGGAACAAAUUCAAUGACGAUUUCUUUAAGGGAUCGCGUUGCCAAUGGUGUGUGGGUGAGUGUGUGUGUGUGCACGCGUCUUAAGGAUCGUUUAUAUGUUCUUUAACGCUUUGAUUUUCUAUGCACGCUUGUUUUAAAGGUUAAAAUAUUAGAAUAUUCUCUACAUAAAUAAAUCUCUUACAUAUAUAUAUAUAUAUAUAUAUAUUUGGCUUCUGGUGUGUCCUGAUUUCUUUUUGAAACUACCCCCCACCCCCCCCCCAAAAAAAAAGACAACUCCUCAUAAUUUAUAUUUAUAAUACUGAGUGGAAAAACAAAAGGCUGUCAUGGGUUAUAUAUAUAUAUAUUUGGCUUCUGGUGUGUCCUGAUUUCUUUUUGAAACUACCCCCCACCCCCCCCCCCAAAAAAAAAGACAACUCCUCAUAAUUUAUAUUUAUAAUACUGAGUGGAAAAACAAAAGGCUGUCAUGGGUGACGUGUCAACUCGAGUCAUUUUGGACCCACUGGGUAUUUUCUCAAAAUACCCGGACCCCGCGUAAAUAAAAAAAAAAAAAGUGCACCCGGUUGAGCCCUAGUUAAAAAACAAUUCUUGACUUUAGGUGACCAGUCUGCUACAUCGCGUGGCCGGCUACCACGCCACAAUAAAGGAUCUCUCCCUGGUGAUUUUUGGGGAAUACCCUGACCUGGACACUGUUUCAGUGCAGAACAUGUUGACUAAUUGCAGAAAGCUGUAAGUCGAUUUUGUUUAUUGUUUGUUUGGCAUUCAAGAUUAACGAGCAGCAUGCCUCCCCAUCCCAGCACGUGCAGAGACUCAACUGUUUCACGCGAGUGUCCUAUGUCUUGGAAUGUUAGGGCUUGGAAAAAUUAAUGAGUUUUAGGCAGCGAGAGCCAUUCCUCUAAUUACUGAAAACUAUUUAGUUUUGGCAGUACGGUGCGAGAGAGCACAUUACAGAGCGUGAAAGGACAGUUAAAUUCAGGAACCUGCUUUCAAUAUAUUGUAUGUGUAAUGGUUGGUAAGCAAAAAUAAAUACACCUUAUUAACCAGGAGAUGUGAGAGUCUUCUUGCAUUACUGUAAUUGCCCGGUCCCUGAAAUUGUAAGGGUGCAGGGGCGUUGCUAGAGAAAUGUCAGAAAGGGUGUAAGUGUCGAUUUCAAAGUGGGUAAUAGAGGCGGACAAUUUCAACAACAACAACAAAAAAAUCAGGACCUGUAAAAUCUAGUUAAUUGAGCUAAAUUAUUGAGAUCAUUAGCCCUACUACACAGGUCCCCAGGCGUUUCCAAUUCACAACAUUUAAAUAGAAGCUAAGGGACCGCGAUAUAUUGAUUUUUUUUAAAAAAAGCUUUUAAAUGUAACAUUUUGAAAUAAAAACAUUUCAAAACUAAAUGUUCCAGUAUAAUUAUGAUUAAAAAGAUAUUUAUUGCAAUGAGAUUUUUUAAAAUUCAAACUUCAGGACAACAAUUUAAAAACUAAUCUUAUUUAAAAGUCUGCGACUAUUCGCACCCGAGUACCAGACGUGAGAGGUUGGGAUUAAAAAAACUAAUUAAAAUAUUAUUGUUGGGUUUGUAAGACAAAAUGAAGUGUCAAAUGAAAGAUAAUUGAAUGGACUGUAUGUUUGUAAACUUAAUUCUUCAGUUUUACUCAAAUAAACUACCGUAAAUGACAUCCGAAUAGCGUUGAGUCAAUAUGGACCCGGACACACAUAGCCGCUAUUCGGUCCCGGGUCCCUUUAGACUAAAUCCCAUUCGGAUGUCCUUUGUGGUAGUUGAUUUUAGUUAAACUGAAGAAAUUAGCUGCGCGGUACUCACAACUGCUGCGCGGCGUCUGGUAGAUUAAAGGGAACAUUGGAUACAUGUCCGAAUAGUUUCUGCUUUUCAAAACGAACACAUCGGUACACGCUGUUGGAAACAUUUUCUUGUAAAUAUUUCGUGGCCGAUUCGAAACUAACAUAAGGCAAAACUUAUAAAGAGUGUUAGGGUGAAGUAAUGCUUACUGUAGUAGAUAGCCUGCCGACCUAACCACCCCCACCCCCACCCCCCCCCAACACAGCACCACAUUUAAAAUGGGCAAGAGCCGCCAAACGUAUCUUUGGGUUUUCAUUUCGUGAAACAUGUCUCUGGAGGGGCUCAGUAAGGCGAGGGGCGGGGGAGUUUAGGUUGGCACUGGUCGUCAUUAUGCCUUUGGGACAGAUGGGUGCACUGGUCGCCAGUAUGCCUUUUGGGCAGAUAGAUGCCCUGCUCAUACGAACGAAUGAAUGCCCCCCCCCUUUUUUUUCGGACCACAUUGAGAAAAAAACCACUAUUCCUAAUUCCUAUUAACUGCCAUGAAUUCAUUUGUGAAUCUUUCAGACUGCCUUUCCAAGUCAGCGAGUGGCCAUGGAGUCUCUCACAAGACAGACGCAAGUCUGUAUGUUGGCUAUAUUUACCCUUUUAGGGCCUGAUUCCCACAAUUUUGGUCUGAUCAAAACAAAGAAAACAAUUAAUAACCCCUUUUAUAAUUGACACAUCCUCAAUUGAACUUCGAUUAGCUAAGACAAAUCGAUUGAUAAGACGGCACUGAAAUGGAUUAUUAAGUCCGAUCUCUUGAUCUUGUGUGUGUAGAUAACGUACAUACUUACGUAUACAUAGUGUUGUUUUACAAAUGUAUUUCAUCUUCUGCUUUUUCCUUCAUUUAAAAAAAAAUGGCAGCUGUGAAAAGACCACUUCUAACCAUUUAUCAUCGCCUAAGACUUUACAACGUUAAAUUCUAAUAGAUUGAUUAACCAUUUCAUUAAAUAUAUGGCCAACUCUUUGUGGCUUAUUUCUUUACGCCCUACUGCAUAAAAGCGUCGACAUAUCAACUGUGCCCGUAACAUUGUUUCUGUUCAGUUAACAUCUAAUAAUAACAAUAAAGCUAACAUUUUCACGUCAAAGGGCACAUUUGAAAAGUUGUGACAUAAUUUUUGUAUUGUAUGACUGUUACAUUUACAUUACACCAUUUUACACGAUGCCAUCACGGUCGGCUAUCGGG